UUGUUUCUGAUGACAUAGCUGUGUUCCUAGGAGUUAAACAUGGCAAGUAAAGUGGGGAAACAGAACCGCUCAAGUUCUGGGUUAUCUGGGAGGAAAGGAGCUGGGGAGCAGGAGGAGGAGGAGCAGCCGCUGCAGGCCGUUUUAGUUGCUGACAGCUUUAACCGGAGGUUUUUCCCGGUGACCAAAGACCAGCCGCGGGCUUUGCUGCCCCUCUGUAACACUGCUAUGAUAGACUACACCUUGGAGUUCCUCACCUCCACUGGUGUCCAGGAAACAUUCGUCUUCUGCUGCUGGAUGGCCAGUAAAAUCAAAGACCACUUGUUGAAGUCAAAGUGGUGCAGACCCUCCUCUCCAAACACAGUCCACAUCAUCACCUCAGAGCUGUACAGAUCUCUUGGAGAUGUGCUCAGGGAUGUUGAUGCUAAGUCUCUGGUGCGCUCUGACUUUGUGUUGGUUUGUGGAGAUGUGGUGUCCAACAUUGACAUCAGUCAGGCCCUGCAGGAGCACAGGCACCGGCGAAAGACAGAGAAAAACAUCUCAGUCAUGACUAUGAUCUUUAAGGAGUCCUCACCAGGUCACAGGUCCCGCUGUGAAGAGGAUGAUGUUGUCGUGGCAACGGACAGCAAGAGUCAGCAGAUCUUACACUACCAGAAGACACAAGGGCUGAAGAAGCUACAUUUUCCAAUGAAUAUUUUCCACAGUGGGAGUGAUGAGUUUGAAAUCAGGCAUGACCUCCUGGACUCUCACAUCAGCAUCUGCUCUCCACAGGUCGCCGAGCUCUUUACGGAUAACUUUGAUUAUCAAACCAGAGACGAUUUUGUCCGAGGGAUACUGGUCAAUGAGGAGAUUCUCGGCAAUCAGAUCCACAUGCACGUCACCAAGGACGGCUACGGUGUCCGCGUGUCCAACUUGCUCAUGUACGAUUCCGUGUCGUCAGACUUUGUGCGUCGCUGGUUCUACCCCCUAACACCCGAGUCCAACUUCACGGACCAGGAGGGACGCAGCUGUACUUACUCUCGCCACAAUGUCUACCGGGGAUCCGGGGUCAGCCUGGGCCACGGCAGCCAGAUGGAACAAAAUGUUCUCAUUGGCUGCGACACCAGCAUAGGUGCCAACUGCUUCAUCUCUAACAGCGUCAUUGGUGACAACUGCGUCAUAGGUGACAAUGUAACGCUGGACCACGCCUACAUCUGGAAUAAUGUUCACAUCGCCAGCAAUGUGGUGAUCAGACAGUCUGUGGUUUGCGACAAGGCCGAGGUCAAGGAGAGGGUGACCCUUAAUAAGCAGUGUGUCCUGUCAUAUGAUGUAAGCAGAAUAACGUUUCUAUUUAGGUACCCGGCCCAUACAGGCUUUAUGACAUUAUUCACAUUUGAGAAGUAG
Messenger RNA from Cyprinodon variegatus (sheepshead minnow), 1380 nucleotides. RefSeq names its product eukaryotic translation initiation factor 2B subunit epsilon (gene eif2b5). The coding region runs from base 40 to 1380 and encodes 446 amino acids. Lineage: Eukaryota; Metazoa; Chordata; Actinopteri; Cyprinodontiformes; Cyprinodontidae. Gene Ontology annotation, molecular function: guanyl-nucleotide exchange factor activity; translation initiation factor binding; translation initiation factor activity. The transcript has 8 exons. Gene Ontology annotation, biological process: biosynthetic process. Gene Ontology annotation, cellular component: eukaryotic translation initiation factor 2B complex. The record is from RefSeq and is a predicted model, not a curated record.